Strongyloides ratti is the source of this 609-nucleotide messenger RNA. RefSeq lists its product as hypothetical. The record is from RefSeq and is a predicted model, not a curated record. The transcript is spliced from 2 exons. Gene Ontology annotation, cellular component: eukaryotic translation initiation factor 3 complex; cytoplasm. NCBI's taxonomy places the organism in Eukaryota, Metazoa, Nematoda, Chromadorea, Rhabditida, Strongyloididae. Gene Ontology annotation, molecular function: translation initiation factor activity. Bases 1 to 609 code for a protein of 202 amino acids.
AUGUCUGAUUGGGAUUGUGAUGACUACGAAGUUGAUACUUCACAGAUAUCCGGUAAAAAAAAGGAACUUGGGUACGAUGAUGAAGAAAUAGUUAAGGAGGCACAAAAUCUGAAAAUCAAUGAUAAAAAAACAGUUCAAAAAAACAAUUUUUCUUUCAAAAAAGGUGCUGAAAAAAGCUUGACACCAGCUGAAGUUAAGAGAAGGCAGGAAAAAAGUGAUCGAAAAUUGGCAGCUGAUCUCUUAGAUGGUGAAUUAUCAUCUUCAGAUGAUGAUGAUAUUCCAGAAGAUCCCCUUGCUUUUGUUGAUAAAAUAAGUGUUGAAAAUUACAAAGAAUUUGUGAAUGAAUUUACUGAACGAAUAACUGUGCAUUCAAAGGAGAAAUUUUACAAAGAAAUGCUUGGAUUACUUGUUGGAAAAAUGGCAGAGCCAUUAGAAGAAUUUCAGGUAAAUCAUUUGAUAAAAGCUCUUCAAACAGUUGCCACAAAAAAAUUGUCGGCUUUACCACCUGUUAAACAAAAAAAAGUUAAAGCUGUAAAAGAGAAACAAGCUAAACUUCUUGAGGAUACUUGUUAUGAUGAGUAUGAUGAAUAUGCCUUUGACAUGGAUUGA